AUGAACGGCUUGUGCAAAUAAUUGGCUGUAUUGCUUCAUUCAUGGUGUCGUUUGAUGCACUUCAUGCGUGAGACGAGUCCAGAGGACGAUGAUGGAAUAUUUGAGCGACAAGUUCGCCUUGAAAAAUCAAGCGAUUAAAGGCAGCGAUUAUUACAUGGACCAGGUCAUGGAUACUUUAGACAAUGUGCAGUACUACAAGACAUCACCUAAAUGCGUUCAGGCCUUCUCGAUGCAGAGCAAUGAUCACCACAGCACUAUGGACAGGUCUUCUCCAUGUGACAACCAAAACAGCGUGAGUUACUGCGCUCCUAAAACUGAGGACAGCAGCCUGCAUCCGAUGGAGAACUGUUGCAACAUCAGAACCUCACCGGUCACAACCGCACCAGAGAAACUCGACUUAGACGAGCUCGGUGAAAAAUGUGACAGUAACGUGUCGAGCAGCAAAAAGAGACGCCACCGCACAACCUUCACGAGUGCUCAACUAGAGGAACUAGAGAAAGUCUUCCAGAAAACCCAUUAUCCAGAUGUGUACGUGAGAGAACAGCUGGCCAUGAGAACAGAGCUCACGGAGGCCAGAGUACAGGUAUGGUUUCAGAACCGAAGAGCCAAGUGGAGGAAGAGAGAGAGAUAUGGACAGAUCCAGCAGGCUAAAAGUCACUUUGCAGCGACGUAUGACAUAUCAAUGCUGCCCCGAACAGACAGUUAUUCACAGAUUCCCAACAACUUGUGGACGGGUCCAACUCCAGGCAGCUCUGUAGUCUCUUCCUGCAUGAUCCCACGAGGUUCCCCUCCCUGUGUGACAUCCCCCUACCCCCACUCACCGCGGGCCAGUGAGCACGGUUAUGUGGGAUUCCCCAAUCACCAGCAAAACCAGUUUGGAGUUAAUCACAUGUCUCUCAACAACUUCUUUUCCGAUUCACUUCUGGCUCAUUCACCAAACAGUCAUGCCGCAUUUGAAACCAAACCUGAGUUUGAAAGACGGUCAUCCAGCAUUGCUGUACUGCGUAUGAAGGCUAAGGAACAUACAGCCAACAUAUCCUGGGCUGUGUGAAUUCUGAACCUGUUUAAAUAGUGCAGACCUGAACAGUUUUUUCUUUUAAAUAACAAGCCAUAGUUGUUGUCUUCAGACUGCCCAAAAAAAGACUCCUUUACCUUUUAACUGAAUCGAUGGUUGCCCAAGUGACAAAUCAUAAUAAUGUGUAUAAGACUGAUUCGCUUUCCUUUUUUGUAACAAAGAUAUCAGCAAUAAUAUAGAUAGAAUAUUUUAUUUGGAGUUUUCUGUCCUUCCAGGAAUGACUAUUUACAGAAACCUCUUAAUUUUCUUGAAACCUCUUAAUUAAACAGUGAUUUUCAUAUUUUUUGUCUUAGCGUCUCUUGUUGUGGAAAUCAAGAGCACAGUGCUUAACAGUAUUAUUCUCUCACAACGUACAGAGAUGUUGUGACCAAUAUAUUAACACUACUGUAUGUCUGUGUGCUUUCCUGCAAAGCUGUAUAAUGCUCUUUAGCUGUGGCUAGUCUGCACUGUGUCACAUGUGGAGGAGCAAGUUUUUCUUUCAUGGUAA
Molecule: messenger RNA, 1562 nt
Organism: Xyrauchen texanus (razorback sucker)
Lineage: Eukaryota; Metazoa; Chordata; Actinopteri; Cypriniformes; Catostomidae
Product: ALX homeobox protein 1
Exons: 4
Coding region: 89-1051 (320 amino acids)
Biological process (GO): negative regulation of DNA-templated transcription; positive regulation of transcription by RNA polymerase II; embryonic skeletal system morphogenesis
Molecular function (GO): DNA-binding transcription activator activity, RNA polymerase II-specific; RNA polymerase II transcription regulatory region sequence-specific DNA binding
Source: RefSeq, a predicted model, not a curated record